Molecule: messenger RNA, 1758 nt
Organism: Yamadazyma jaroonii
Lineage: Eukaryota; Fungi; Ascomycota; Pichiomycetes; Serinales; Debaryomycetaceae
Source: the annotation of a GenBank genome assembly
AUGAAAUUUAUUGUUACAGAUCAAUUAAAGAUUUCACAGUGUUCCAGCUCCGGGUUUGAUCUCACCCACAUUUCUCAUUUUGAGGAAUCGCGCAUUCUUUCAAUGAGUCAACUAAAUUUGACUAAACAACUAAUCUCCAACAUUGAGAGCCAUAGAAUAGGAACCGAGUACAAAAGGAACCUUAUCUUAUCCAUACUUAAAUCCACAGCAUCCAAAAGAGAAACCAAGAAUUAUCUCAAUAAAUAUCAGAACCAAUUUGCUUAUGGAGGUUCAGAUAAAAAUUAUCAAAGAAACUUAUUUGUAGACCGAUUUUUAGCCGAUAGAAACCCCUUUGGUAAUAUAUACGACGAAGAUGAGAAUAAAUUAAGUAAAAUACCUUUAAGAGUGGCGAUAUUUAAAUUAAAUUAUCAAUCUAUAAAACCUCGGUUUUGGAAUGGGAUUCAAGAAACAUUCAAACGGUUAAUUAAUCUUGGAAUUAGUCCAAUAGUCAUCAUGGAUUACGAUUUCUUGAAUGACAAAUCCCCAGGAAACUUCAGAAAUAAUGAAUUGUUAACUAUAAAUGAAGGUAACAGAAUUCUCAAUAGUUUGAAGGAUAUUAAUCCUCGUUUAGUACGGAAUAUCUUCAAGAUAAAGGAAGGGAAGUUGUUUUUACAUGAUUUACAACAAUUAAUAAUCCCUUUGUAUCAAGAAUUUGUUCCUAUCAUCCAACCUAUCAUCACUGAGAUCGAUUCAUCUAAUCAAUUCUUUGCUCAGUCUAACGAUCUUCUUAAGACCUUAUGUGAAUCAUUGUUACAAACCAAGAACAUAUUAUCAAUUGAGAAGAUCGUUAUCAUCGACAAAAAUGGGGGGAUUCCAUCGAUCGAAAGGAAUCAAACUAGCCAUGUGUUUAUCAACUUGUCUCAAGAAUAUAGUGAUUUGGUUUCUGAAUUGUAUAUUGGCUUCCUUGAACCAAGUAAACGUGAUUUCCAUUUAAAUAAUUUAUCCACAGUAAAUGACGUGUUGACUACCAUCAACAAUCUUACUGGUAAUGACGAAGCAACAGCUAUUAUCACUACUCCUUAUAUAACAUCGAUUAAUAAUGAUCAAUUGAAUCCUAUUAUUUAUAAUGUUUUAACUGAUAGACCAAUUAUAUCGUCAUCUUUGCCUACAACCUUCGAAAGAACCCCUACAUUAUCAACAUCGAUUCUUAAAAAAGGUAUGAAAGUAGAAGUUCUCGAACCUGAAAAUUACGAUAAGCAAUUCACUUUACAGAACUUGAUCGAUGAUGGUUUGGUGGAUAAAACUAAGUUAUUUGCAUUAAUAGAAGAUUCGUUUGGAAGACAGGUGGAUAUGGACAAUUAUAUGAAUAGAAUCAACGAUACCAUUGCUACAGUGAUUAUCAUUGGUGAUUAUGAUGGUGGAGCCAUCAUUACUAAAGAACAAUAUGAAGACCAAACAGUUACAUAUUUGGAUAAGUUCGCUAUAGCCAAGAAGAAUCAAGGAUUACCAGGAAUGGCAGAUAUCAUUUUCAAAUUGAUUGUCCAAUCCAACCCCGAUGAAUUGAUUUGGCGUUCCAGAAGCAAAAACCCGGUAAACAAAUGGUAUUUCGAACGUUCAAUUGGUUCUAUGGCUACUGGAUCCCAAUGGAAAAUUUUCUACACCGGAGAUAUCUUUAAUAAGUCUAUUAACACCAAAAAAAGAAGAGAUCACGUGAACAUCAGUGAAAAGUUAAAGAUUUAUUCGGCCAUUUGUGAAAAUAUCCCUCCAUCUUUUAUAUAG